AUGGUUGUCACAGAGAAGCCUCUCGAGGCUCCCGUGCCGCCUUUGGUGGCGGGCCAACAAGAUCGCGAGAUGCUUCCCCAACAGCCUGCUGAGCCGACAGAGAAAAGCGACGCGACAAGCGUCAAGUCAAAGGAUAUCGAGCAGCCUGCCAGCGAGUCUGUUUUUCACUCCCUCACCAUCUACUUCCGCUGCCUCUUCGCCGCCGACCCAACAUGGCUCGACAUUACUCUCAUCGUUGGUGGCUCCAUAUGUGCCGCUGCCGCCGGAACUCCGUUCCCCUUGAUGGCGAUUCUCUUCGGUCAGCUCGUCGAUGACCUCAACGACGCUACUUGCGCCGCCGAAGCGCAGACCGCCGACCCCUUCGCCUAUGCGUCCGAUAUCAACGAAAAGGUUCUCCUCAUGGCCAUCAUUGCUAUUGCAGCCUUCUGCCUCAUCUACAUCUACAUCCUCGCCUGGGGCGUUAUCAGCCAGCGCCUUGCCCAGCGUCUUCGCGUUCGCUACCUCGCUGCCCUUAUGCGCCAGCCGCCUUCCUUUUUCGACGAGCGGGCCAACGCUGGCGAGGUCUCUAGCCGCCUCCACGGCGACAUCACGGCCGUCCAGGCGGGUACCUCGGAGAAGGUUGGCAUUUUCAUCUCAAGCAUCAGCUUCUUCGUUACCGCUUUCAUUAUUGCCUACAUCAAGCAGGCGAAGCUUGCCGGUAUGCUGACAGCCAUGAUCCCGGCCUUCAUGCUCAUGUCGGUGAUUGGUGGUGCCUACUUUGCCAAGUAUACGGCGCGCAUGUCCACGGCCAUCGGUACAGCAUCGUCUCUGGCUGGCGAGUGCCUGCGGAACAUUUCGGUCGUGCACGCCUUUGGAGCCGGCCCUCGGCUGGAAGCUCGUUUCGCCGACCUGAUGCUCGAGGCUCGGGCCGCCGGCAUCAAGAAAGCCGUCGUGGCUGCCAUUCAGGCUGGCCUUUUGUACUUUAUUGCUUAUGCCGGCAACGCGUUGGCCUUCUGGCAGGGCAGCAAAAUGAUCGCCGAGACCAGAACAAACCCCAACGGCACCUCGAUGGGUGAUAUUUACACUGUGGUUCUCCUGAUUGUUGACGCCUGCGUCAUGCUCGGCGGUAUUGCCCCUAUUCUGCCCCUCUUCGGGGGUGCUUCGGCCGCGUUCCUCCGUCUCCAGCAUGACAUUGAGGCCCCUUCGACCCUCGAUGCCACGUCGGACGCUGGCAAGAUUCUGCCUGCCGAGAAUGCCUCCUCGACUGGCAUCUCCUUUAACAAUGUCAGCUUCUCUUAUCCUUCAAGACCCACGCAACCAGUUCUUCGCAACGUCAACCUGACGUUCCCUACCGGCAAAUACACCGCCAUUGUUGGUCUUUCCGGCAGCGGCAAGUCAACUAUUGCCUCCCUGAUCAGCCGUCUCUACGACCCGGGCGAGGGUUCCAUCACGUACGACGGCCAAGAUAUUCGCAAUAUCAACCUUCGCAAUCUUAGGAGCCACAUGGGUUUCGUCCAGCAGGAACCUACCCUGCUCAACAGUUCCAUCCUGACUAAUAUUGCCCUCGGUCUCGUCAACACGACCAAGCCUGCUCACGCUCACCUCAAGUCUUUCCUCAACUGGAACAACCUUACCGAGCUCGGCAACAAGGGCAAAGACCUCAGCGCUUCUGCUGAGGCCCUUGGUCCCGAAGCCGUCGAAAUUGUCAAGCUCGUUCACGACGCUGCCGACCAGGCCGAUGCCGCCAGCUUUAUCGAGCGCCUCGAGAGCGGCUACGGCACCGUAGCUGGUCCCGGUGGUUCUCUCAUCAGCGGUGGCCAGCGUCAGCGGAUCGCGCUCGCUCAGGCACUCAUCCGUGACCCCCAGAUCCUAGUCCUUGACGAGGCCACUGCGGCCCUCGACUCUGCCAGCGAGCGCCGCAUCCAGGAGGCUGUUGAGCGCGCCGCCAAGCACCGUACAGUCAUCUCCAUCGCCCACCGUCUGUCGACGAUUCGCAAGGCAGACAACAUUGUCGUCAUGGAAGCCGGUCAGGUCGUCGAGCAGGGCUCCUACGCUGAGCUGAUGGCCAUUGAAGGCGGCGUGUUCGCCCGAAUGGCCAGCCUGCAGUCUGUGGGCACUGUCGACCGUGGCGAGGGCAGCUCCAUCUCCGGCGACUCUCUGGAUGCCUCUACGCUCAAGACCGACAUCUUCCCCUCGGAGAAGCUGGACCCUGCAGACCAUAUCCUGAGCAAGCAGUCCUCCGCCAAGGAAGCAACCGAAAAAGGCAAGGAGGAGGAGAAGGAGGAGGAAGAGCCCAGGACGGAGCUGGACACAAAGCAGCCCUUCUUCUUCGUCACCAAGGGACUCGGCCGCCUCGUUCGCCCGUCGCUGCUGUGGCUCGUGGGCGCCAUCAUCGCUGCCGCCAUCGUUGGCUGCACGUUCUCCUCUGCUGGUGUCAUUCUCGGUUACACUGUUGGUGCGCUGAACCCUUGCGCCAACACAGUCGAGCGCAUCCUCGACCUCGGACGAUUCUUUGCCGGCAUGAUCUUUAUGCUGGCUUGCAUUGAAUUCUUCGCCAACUUUGUCGCGUGGUCCUUCUUUGGCGUCGUGGCUGAGAAGAUGCUUUACGCUGUCCGCGUUCUCUCCUUCCGCUCCCUGCUCGAACAGGACCUCGACUGGCACCAGUCGGAGACGCCCACGAAGCUGCUGACGAUCAUCACCAAGGACAGUGCGGCCCUCGGCGGCUUCAGCGGCUCGACCAUCGGCACAGUCUUUGCCAUUGUCGUCAACUUCUUCAUCGCCAUUAUCUUGUCGCACAUCAUCGCUUGGAAGAUCGCCAUCGUUUGUCUCGCCACCAUCCCCCUCCUCCUCGGCGCCGGCAUCAUGCAGCUGCGCAUGCUGGCUCGCUAUGAAGAACGCCAGGCUGGCGCCUUUGCGGACGCGACGGCCGUUGCCGUCGAGGCUGUCCAUUCGAUCCGCACCAUCGCGGCGCUGUCGCUCGAGGGUGAGAUCAUGGGCUCCUACACGCGCCUGCUCCGUGGACCGCAAAAGAUGAUCUUCCGCUCGUCGGCUUCGACCAACAUCUGGCUCGCCAUGCAGCACAGCAUGGGCACGCUCAUCUACUGUCUCUCGUACUGGUGGGGCUCCCAGCUCAUCAUGCGCGGCGAGUACAACCAGACGCAGUUCUUCAUCAUCCUCAUCGCCAUGCUCGUCAGCGCGCAGCUCUGGGGCACCAUGUUCUCGCUGGCGCCCGAGUUCUCGAGGGCCCGCCUCGCUGUUUCGCGCAUCCUGAACGUCAUCAACCUCGGAUCCGGCCGCGAUCUCAGCAAGGCCCAGCUCAAGACGCUGCAGACGGCGCGCGAGAGCAAGACCGGCGGCGACAAGGGCGCCCCAAGCAGCGAUGGUGCUGACGCCGAGGCCGCCAACGAAGUGCAGCUGAAGCAGCCUUUCAAGGGCGAGAGCCGUGGUGCCAAGGUCACGUUUAACAACGUCGGUUUCACAUAUCCAAACCGUCCUGACGUGCCUGUUCUCGAUGGUGUCUCCUUCACUCUGCAGCCUGGUCAAUUCUGCGGCCUUGUCGGUCCCUCGGGUGCUGGCACCAUUUCGCUCGACGGCCAGGACCUCAAGCCGCUGCCACCCUCGUUCCGCGAGUCCAUCGCCCUGGUGCCACAGGACCCGACGCUCUUCGACGGCACUGUGCGCUUCAAUGUCGGCCUAGGCGCCGCACCCGGCACCGAGGCCACGGAUGCCGAGAUUGAGGAGGCGUGCCGUCUUGCCAAUAUCCACGACACAAUCAUGGCGCUGCCUGACGGCUACGACAGCGAGUGCGGCGCCUCGGCACAGAGGCUCUCGGGUGGUCAGAGGCAGCGUCUCGCCAUUGCGCGCGCCCUCGUGCGCAAGCCGAGGCUGCUGCUGCUCGACGAGAGCACGAGCGCGCUCGACGCCGCGAGUGAGGCGGCGCUGCAGGAGGGUCUCGAGAGGGCGUCGAGGGGCACCACUGUGCUGGCCAUUACGCACAGGCUGCACACGGUGCAGAAGGCGGAUGUCAUCCUCAUCGUCGAGGGCGGCAAGAUUGUCGAUCAGGGCCGCCACACGGAGCUCAUGGAGAGGAGGGAGAGCUAUCGCAUCAACGCCAUGCAGCAGAUGCUGCAGUGA
Verticillium dahliae VdLs.17 is the source of this 4113-nucleotide messenger RNA. RefSeq names its product multidrug resistance protein. Bases 1 to 4113 code for a protein of 1370 amino acids. Lineage: Eukaryota; Fungi; Ascomycota; Sordariomycetes; Glomerellales; Plectosphaerellaceae. Gene Ontology annotation, biological process: transmembrane transport. The transcript has 5 exons. Gene Ontology annotation, cellular component: membrane. The record is from RefSeq and is a predicted model, not a curated record. Gene Ontology annotation, molecular function: ATP hydrolysis activity; ABC-type transporter activity; ATP binding.